AAAACUUUUCACCGUUUGGUUCGGAGUGCGCUUCGCGAGCAGCAAGAUAUAUAACAAACGGGCCAACAAAAUAAAUCGCCUGUCGGCUGUCGUUUCUGUUUAUUCUCGUUUUUUGUUUUCACUGUGUGUUCGAUUACACACUCUCCUUUUGGAUUUUUUCGCAACGCGCGCGCCAAACUGUAAAAGGAAGCAUAAUAUCAAAAACAUAAAUAUUAUUGUAUUUUCUCGUCACUCAGUCAAAACCAAAAUAACUGUUAAAUGUUAACUGUAAACUCAAGAAAUGGUGAAGUAAAUGCAAGCCAAGGCAAAGAGCCUACCAAAUACAACGGAACCUCUUCAAAACAAAUGCAAAUCUAGAAAGAAAAAAGCAAACUGAAUUAAAAAAAAAUCCAAACAAACACAUUACAAACCCCAUUACAUUGUAACGUGUAACGUUCAGUAUCAGUGUUAGUGUCCGUGUUCGUAUCCGUGUGUGUGUGCGUGCGCUCUGUUUGGCUCAGGAUCGAAGCUCCUAUCCAACAGCCCCACCGCCCCGCAGCCCCCGAAACGGCCUACUCAUGAAAUGCAAAAGCUGGUCCAAUAAAAUCAACAAUUUUGUUGUGCGAAAACUAAAGUCCAUUAAGAUUAACGGUACACAGCAGUUACAAUCGCCAAGCAGCGCCGCGAGCAUUGCAGCCGCCGCCGCCGUUGUCGUCUCUGCCUCGAGCAGCAGCAGCAGCAACGUUGCUGCCAACAGCAUCGAGCAGCAGCAGCAGCAG
Drosophila arizonae is the source of this 758-nucleotide messenger RNA. RefSeq names its product Phosphoinositide-dependent kinase 1 (gene Pdk1). NCBI's taxonomy places the organism in Eukaryota, Metazoa, Arthropoda, Insecta, Diptera, Drosophilidae. Gene Ontology annotation, molecular function: ATP binding; protein serine/threonine kinase activity. Gene Ontology annotation, biological process: peptidyl-serine phosphorylation; intracellular signal transduction. The record is from RefSeq and is a predicted model, not a curated record.